This is a messenger RNA of Octodon degus (degu), 995 nucleotides long. It is a transcript of the gene Yipf7, whose product is annotated as Yip1 domain family member 7. Gene Ontology annotation, biological process: endoplasmic reticulum to Golgi vesicle-mediated transport; vesicle fusion with Golgi apparatus. Gene Ontology annotation, cellular component: membrane; trans-Golgi network. The transcript is spliced from 5 exons. The record is from RefSeq and is a predicted model, not a curated record. NCBI's taxonomy places the organism in Eukaryota, Metazoa, Chordata, Mammalia, Rodentia, Octodontidae. The coding region runs from base 45 to 743 and encodes 232 amino acids.
UUUCUGCACUAAGUCAAGGCACACAUUUCUCUUCACUACUGGAAAUGGGUACAAACUUUGCAGAGUGUGUAGAACUAAAAAAGAUGUCAAACUUGGGGCAACUUGACAGUGACUUCUACCAGUCUAAUUACACUAUUGAUGAUCAGGAGCAGAGCUAUAAUGAUGCUGGUGCCUAUGGAAAUCUUUACGGAGCUGGGGAACAACAAACUGGGGGGCGACUCCCGUCCACCUCUCCUGCUCCUGCGCAGAUGCUCACGUCACUGAGUUAUCCAGGACAACUUUUUCAGCCGGCAUCCAACUCGAAUUAUUACUCACAAUCACCUUACAUUGACAGCUUUGACGAAGAGCCUCCUUUGCUAGAAGAUAACCUUCAUAUCAUUGUCUUUGCCUUUCUGCAGGCGGGCAAAGUUCAGUUUGGAUACGUGUAUGGCAUGAGUGCCAUCGGCUGCCUUGGGAUUCAUGCCCUACUGAACGUGAUGAGUUCUGCAGGAGUGUCCUACGGCUGUGUGGCCAGCGUGCUGGGGUACUGCCUGCUGCCCAUGGUCAUCCUGUCCAGCUGUGCCAUCUUCUGCUCAUUGCAGGGCACCGUGGGGACCCUGGCAGCCCUGGUUGUCAUCGGUUGGUGCAGCCUCUCGGCUUCCAAGAUCUUCAUUUCUGCCUUAGACAUGGAAGGACAGCAGCUUCUGAUUGCCUACCCUUGUGCCUUGCUCUAUGGACUUUUUGCCCUUCUGACAGUUUUCUGAAGCAUGUUGGAGGCAGCUUUACAAGAAGAUUCUGUCUGCUUGCUGUUUGGAUUAUGCUGCAGCAUAGUAGCACUCAAAUUUGGUGACACGAUUUCUUAUUUAGUACUGUUGAGAGAAUAAUAGGCAGAGAAACACAACAACACUUAAGGAUGGUACUGUAAUGCUCUAUUUGCUUUGAAUCAUUGUUUUUCAGUUUGGCACAUUACAUUUUAAAAUGUUUUCAAAUAAAAUGAAUUAUACUUGCUACCCUAA